Messenger RNA from Ruditapes philippinarum (Manila clam), 2353 nucleotides. RefSeq names its product zinc finger protein 142-like. Gene Ontology annotation, molecular function: DNA-binding transcription factor activity, RNA polymerase II-specific; RNA polymerase II transcription regulatory region sequence-specific DNA binding. Gene Ontology annotation, cellular component: nucleus. Bases 66 to 2003 code for a protein of 645 amino acids. NCBI's taxonomy places the organism in Eukaryota, Metazoa, Mollusca, Bivalvia, Venerida, Veneridae. Gene Ontology annotation, biological process: regulation of transcription by RNA polymerase II. The transcript is spliced from 6 exons. The record is from RefSeq and is a predicted model, not a curated record.
CUUUUUCAUAAAUUUGCCAUUUGUACAGAUUGUAAGUCAAGCUUUACCCCUUUUCAGAUACGAUUAUGGACCUACAUCAAGUGAAACACGGAGUAAAUGAAAAUACUGAGCCUAAAAAUAACAAACAAGGUGAUGUAAAUGCAUGCUGUGAUUUUGGAGAUGAAACAUUUUCUCAAAAUAACAACUUACAUUUAAUACAAUCACUGCCGAGUACAGAAUACGUGAAACUUGAAAUAGAAGAGAUAAUUGAAGAAGAAGAAAAGGUAGAAGAAGAAAUUGAUGAUGAUGAUGAUGAUGAUAAUAAUGAUGAUGAUGAUGAUGGUAAAGUAGAAGGAAAAGAGAAAAAAGAAGAUGGAGAUAAUGCAGUUCAAAUCACUCCUGAACAGAGACCCAAAAGAAAAAAGCCUAUUGUAAGCAGAGAGAAAAACCAGAAACAGAAGCAGACUAGACGUAACUUGACAUUUACAAAGCUUGCAUGGGAUAGAUGGAAUGAUUUAAAGAAAAGUCUAAGUGUGAAAACCCAUAGUGACCUGGCUUUACUGCUUAUUGAUUGCUGGUUUGAAAGACAUGGUAAUUCUGGACUUGAACAAAACACACAUGUUGAUGAUGGUGAUGGUGAUGAAUCUGUGAAAUUUAAGACUGAAGAAGUCAAGGUGGAAAUAAAUGACGAAGCGUCCAAUGAUUCUACAGAUAUAGACUAUGAUGAACUUACUGACUUUAUCAAGGCUAGGGGUAAACAAGAUAAUAAUACUGGCACUGAAAACACUGAACAAAUUGAGCCAGAGUACCUUGUAGCUGGGUUAAUCUCAGAUUACAAUAAAGGCAAUCUGCACUCAAAUAAAUCUGGUACAAAGACGAAAAUGAAGAAACCUAAAGCAUCUUAUGACCCUGAUUAUGAUGUAAAUGACAUUAAUGAUGACGAUGAUGAGGAACCAGUACCUCAAAGAAAAAAGAGGAAAUCUACUCAGAAAAGUAAAAAGGAGAGUAAAGAAAAGAAGUCAAAAGUAACACCUAAGAAUGGUAAAAAGAAAAAGGCUAAAAGCCCUGAACCUAAAAAACCAUGGAUAAAAAUACAGCUUUCAGAACACGAGGAUAAAUAUCUUGUAGAAAGUUUGAAAUCUUUUGCACGUAUGAACAGGAGUAACGAUGCUGUCGAGACUUUAUUUUCAUGCUUAGUUUGUAAUCAUUUUAAAUGUGCGUCAAAAGAUAUAUUUGAAAAUCAUAUAGAGAAGCAUAUAAACAAGGUGUUGGAUUGUGAGGGAUGUCAGUAUAUAGGGAAUAGUGAACAGGAUAUUCGUGAACACAAGUGGACAUGUUGUAAAAGACCAAAGAGGGAGAGCGUAUGCCCGCUGUGCGGUCAUUGGACGGCUUCUUCUGAGAGUCGAAGGCAUCAUCUCGGAAAAGUUCAUGGUAUACCUAGUUGGAAGUGUAUUUUCUGUCCUGACAUGUUCAAAACAAGGGAUGAAAGAAAAGAUCAUAUGAGAACUGUCCAUGAGGAGGCCUGCCAGUACUGUGAAUCUUGUAAAUUGUGCAAGUACCUUCUUAGCAAAGAAGAGUUCAAGGCCCAUCUAGAAAAUUGUAGUUCAAGCGUACAGUGUCAGAUUUGUGGAUUGUUGGUAAAAACAAAGAGCAUGAAUAAGCAUAUUCAGAGUAAGCAUGAAAACAUUCGAAAACAUCAGUGUCACAGGUGCCCGUAUGCUGCAAAAACUUUAAGGAGGUUGAAAACCCAUCUUCUAUCUCACGACAAUAUUCACCCAUUUAAAUGCAACAUGUGCCCAUUUACCUGUAUUCAAUCCAACCAGCUUAAAUCACACAUGCGCACACAUACAGGAGAAAAACCAUACAAAUGUACACAGUGUAAAUAUGCUGCAGCCUGGAAUGUCCAACUCAAAGAUCACAUCAAAGUUCACAGUAUUGCAACAGCUGUCAUGUGCCAGGAAUGUGACGUUGCUUUCAUAAAUGAAAGGACUCUGAAUUUACAUACAAAAAAGGAACACUGUUAGACUAUGUGAUUAUAUAAUUAUUUUAUAUGAAAUACUGGUAUGCUUUUUGUUGGUACUUAACCUAGAUUAAUUAUAAAUAUAAAUUAUAAAUUGAAAUAAUGUUAUUUAUUUAUUAAAGGUAAGCUUUAGGCAAGAAGUUCCUUUUGACAGUCUUGCAUAUAUGCACUUAACAUUCCUAUUUAUUGUUUUUAAAGAGUAUAAAUCUAUAUCUUAUGAAAUUUUUAUAAAAUUUAUCAACUUGUUCCAUAAUCUUACUGUUGAUUCUUGAAAGAGGUGUAACAAAGAAUGUCUCUGUUAUUUUAUACACAUGAAUAUUGUACGCAAACAGAAUAAAAUGUUACAGAACCAAA